This is a messenger RNA of Strongylocentrotus purpuratus (purple sea urchin), 781 nucleotides long. RefSeq lists its product as uncharacterized. Bases 1 to 639 code for a protein of 212 amino acids. The record is from RefSeq and is a predicted model, not a curated record. The transcript has 5 exons. Lineage: Eukaryota; Metazoa; Echinodermata; Echinoidea; Camarodonta; Strongylocentrotidae.
AUGGCACAUAACAAAAGCAUUAACCAAACCGUACACUUCAAUGUGUCUUGUCAUCUUCCUCUGUUUUAUUACGCUCAACUAUGUGCGUCUGCACCCCCAGAAGAAAGCUGCAGUAUAUGCAAAAGGGGUUACAACUCGGCAACGAGUGUCCCAACGCCUCGUCUACCGGGCGAAGGAACUCUUACCACAUCGUCAUCCGGUCCACCCCUACCUAGCGGUCUUCCACCCGAUUCUGGAAAUACAGGAAACCCUACAGGAACCGGACUUAUUCCAGUGGCCAGCAUUAUCGCUGUGGGCAUAUUGCUGGCUUUUGUUGCCUUGUAUGGUAUUAUCAUUACAUUGAUGUACCUGCAUCUCAGACGCUCUAAACAUGGACCCAACACUGCUCAAGAGCAGUCAGUCAGUUGCAGAGAGGGCCAGGAACUCGAUCCCUACACGUCCUUAGAUGCAACAAUUAUGAAUCAACCAACCUACGAGGAUAUCAAAGCAACUAGAGACGGAAAUAGAGGCCAUACGAAAGCAAUUGAGGGGGUAGAAUAUGAAAAUCAAACAAUAGUGAAGCAAACAGAUAGAGUGCAGAAAUCAAACUUGGGAGAGGUCGAUGGUAAUACUGAGCAGGUGUACGAGUCGUUUCAUUAAAAAUGAUUCCAUGAUUAAUAUAGUCAAACCUGUCAGUCUACAAAGGUAACCCAACGGAACCCCCACAAAAUAGCCACUAGCUGCAAACAGCUUCUACAACACACUUUUCUUUCUCAAAAGAGAAAAAUGCAUGGCCACUACA